AUGCCAGGUUGGAGCCCAUCCUACAAUUCGAGCACAUACUACUGGGGAUGCGGAACGAACACCACAGCCGCCCGAUCAGAUUGUGAACACGCCCUUAAUAUAGCGAUUCAUAGUCCUAGGCUCGUUAAGAUCCAGAAGAAUCAAUCCAUGUGGUCUUGGUUCAGAUCCUGCAAAGUAACCGUGGCCACCCAAGAGAAUUUCGACCCUGUAAGCGGCCCUAUUCAAACGGAUGAGUUUCGAGAUAUCGCGAACUGGGGAUUCGGAUCAUUAUGUGAUUUGGGAAUGCAACGCACCUAUUUCACUCCACAAAAUCACACCUGGUAUGCAUAUGUUACAGAAAUGGCUUGGAAGUACGGUGAUAACUUUUGA
Molecule: messenger RNA, 369 nt
Organism: Fusarium odoratissimum NRRL 54006
Lineage: Eukaryota; Fungi; Ascomycota; Sordariomycetes; Hypocreales; Nectriaceae
Exons: 1
Coding region: 1-369 (122 amino acids)
Source: RefSeq, a predicted model, not a curated record